UAUAAUAUGUUAAAAACAUAUAAUACGUAAAUGUAAUUUAUCAAUUUUAUUCUGCGUGGGUCUUAAUCUUAAGCUAGUUUUAUGUAAAGUAAAACAAUUUCUAGUAAUAUUUGAACUGGACUGACUGAUUUAACCAAAAUUAAAUGAAAACUUUCGAUUUAACCAAAAAAUCUAAAAUGUUGGUUCAGCUCGAUAACAAAAUUGAAAAACUGGACUAAUCGAUACUAAACCAUAGUUUUUGAUUGAACCACGAAAAAUCGAACUACCGACUCCAAUAAACCGACUAACCGAGCCUCGAGCCUGCAUGCCUACUCGUCAUCCUUCACUUCGCUUUUUCCCCCUACAAACACCUAUAUAUAUAUACCUAAUACAUCUACAGAUACCUAAAUAAGAAAAAAGGUAAUCGAUGACGAUGAUGCUCAAUCCAGAUGUAGAUCUCAUCGAUCGUGGCGGAUCGGUCGUGGUUCGCGAGGUCUGGGCUUACAAUCUCGUCUCCGAGUUCCACCUCAUCAGCGCGGUCGUCGAAGAUUUCCCCUACAUUUCCAUGGACACGGAGUUUCCCGGCGUGAUCUUCAAGGCGGAGCCUGCGAUUCUCCGCCGUGGAAACCCCGGUUACCUCUACAAGCUCCUCAAAUCCAACGUCGACGUCCUCAGCCUCAUCCAGGUCGGCAUCACUCUCUCCGACGCCGACGGAAACCUCCCGGAUCUCGGCGGAGGCGUCGACGGGAGCCGCUUCAUCUGGGAGUUCAAUUUCCGCGACUUCGACGUCGAUCGCGACGCGCACGCGGAGGAUUCGAUCGAGCUUCUGCGUCGCCACGGGAUCGAUUUCGAGCGUAACCGCAGCGAGGGGGUCGAAUCGGAGAGGUUCGCGGAGCUGAUGAUGUCGUCGGGGCUGAUCUGCAACGAGUCGGUGAGCUGGGUGACGUUCCACAGCGCGUACGAUUUCGGUUACCUCGUGAAGAUCCUCACGCGCCGGGAGCUGCCGAGUUCGCUGCGAGACUUUCUGCGUUUGCUUAGAGCGUUUUUCGGGGAGCGAGUGUACGACGUGAAGCACAUGAUGAAGUUCUGCGAGAGGAGAUUGUACGGCGGUUUGGACCGGUUGGCUCGGUCGCUUGAGGUAAACCGGAAGGUUGGUAAAUGUCAUCAGGCCGGUUCGGAUAGCUUGCUGACGUGGCAUGCGUUCCAGAGGAUGAGGGACUUGUACUUCGUUAAGGAGGGGCCGGAGAAACUUGCUGGAGUUUUGUACGGUUUAGAGGUUUUCUGAAGAGACUAUUGGAAUUUAAUUAAUCAACUUCAAUUUAAUCAUUGUAGUUAAUGUUAAACCGUUUAUACACUAGUUGGGUUGUUUGGCUUUCUA
Molecule: messenger RNA, 1357 nt
Organism: Brassica rapa (field mustard)
Lineage: Eukaryota; Viridiplantae; Streptophyta; Magnoliopsida; Brassicales; Brassicaceae
Product: probable CCR4-associated factor 1 homolog 11
Cellular component (GO): CCR4-NOT complex
Molecular function (GO): poly(A)-specific ribonuclease activity; nucleic acid binding
Source: RefSeq, a predicted model, not a curated record